This is a messenger RNA of Phragmites australis (common reed), 1765 nucleotides long. Its product is annotated as transcription factor bHLH103-like. Gene Ontology annotation, molecular function: RNA polymerase II cis-regulatory region sequence-specific DNA binding; DNA-binding transcription factor activity, RNA polymerase II-specific; protein dimerization activity. Lineage: Eukaryota; Viridiplantae; Streptophyta; Magnoliopsida; Poales; Poaceae. Gene Ontology annotation, cellular component: nucleus. The transcript is spliced from 7 exons. Gene Ontology annotation, biological process: regulation of transcription by RNA polymerase II. The record is from RefSeq and is a predicted model, not a curated record. The coding region runs from base 8 to 1288 and encodes 426 amino acids.
UGUUUUGAUGCUACAACACACACCAUUAUAUACCCAGAUUCCUCUACCCCCUUUCCUCCCGUUCCAUCCAGCUUACUUUCUGCCACACCUCGAGCGAAACAACUACACCACGAGAAGAGCUAGGGAGAUCCAUCUCCAUCCCUCCAUGGCCGACGAGUUGUGGAGUAGUACUUCUCAUAGGAGCCACGGCACGUCGGCGUGCUCGGCCGCGCCGCUCACGGUCACGGACAGGGUUACCUGUGGCUGGACCUCCCCUACGGCGGCCGCCGAGUCGACGAGCUCUAUAACCUUCCAGGAUCCCUACAGGAGCGCCACGCAUCAGCCUCUCUCCGAUGCCGCUUCGUCUCUCGGUGAUCCACACCUGGACUGGACGCAAGCUUUCUUGAGCGGGAGGAGUGAUACUAGCCUCCAAGCCGUGCUCCACGACGACAUGUUUCGAGCUCAGCCGACGGCCGACGAGGCUGCGAUGAACAAUCCGUUAUUCAGGGACACGAGCGACGGCUUCUUGCUCGGCCAGGCAUCGCUAGAGCAGUCGCAGUACGGGUACGGCACGGCGCCGUCGCAAGUCCUGUUCGACGCCACGGCGGCGCAUAACAUUUCGAUGUACGGGGACAGCCAGUCCUCGGCCAGCUACGACGCCACGGCAUCGCCGAAGUUCUCUCAGAUGCUGAAGCCCUCGGUGCCGGCGUCAACGCAGAUGCAAGGCGGCGGCGCCCAGAUGCAGUUCUUGUCCGGCAGUUACUUGCCUUUCGGUGGCCCGCUGCCGUCGCAGCUUCUCUUGCAAGCCCUGCACAGUAAGCCCAGUAGCCGCGCCUCUGACGGUAACACCGGCCUCAUGGUGAAGGACGCCUGCUUACUGGCGACGAGGAAAAGUGUCUCCGAGUCGCCUGCCGCCGCGAAAAGGCCACGGAUCGAGGCGCCAUCGCCGCUGCCGACUUUUAAGGUGAGGAAAGAGAAGCUAGGGGACAGAAUCACUGCGCUCCAGCAACUAGUUUCGCCUUUUGGAAAGACCGAUACUGCAUCGGUUCUUCACGAGGCCAUCGACUACAUCAAACUCCUUCACGAACAAGUUGCAGCAUUGAGCUCUCCGUACUUGAAAAAUGGGAUUCCCUUGCAACAAUUCCAGCAGAAGGGCUCUGAUUCUGAGGACGCGAAGGAUAACGGCGACGCGAGGCAGGAUCUGCGCAGCCGGGGCCUGUGCCUUGUCCCGGUGGCGAGCACGUAUACGGUGGCGAGCGAGACGAUGCCGGAGUUCUGGCACCCUACAUUUGGAGGCACAUUUCGGUAGAGAUAGUUAGUUUAGCUUGGUAAAGGGUGCACGUUCUAAUAGCAACGUGUACAAUUGUUCGGCCGUGGAUUAGAAACAAACGCACAUAGUGUUGAAGCUAAAGCAAAGCAAGGUCAUAUGUUUUUAUCUAAGUUAUGUACAGAUGGUGAUCAACCGAUUUAGUUGCUAGCCUGAGAAGAAAAGCAAAAAUUUAUGAUCGCCCAAGCAAUCGAAGGGUGUUUUGAAAGGAAAAAAAAAGGGAUAUGAUAAUAUAUAGGUGGUGGUCUUCUGGGACAGGCUAAAGUAAGUGUAUAUAUAAUAUGCUGGAUAAGGUGCAAAAGACAAUGAUUUAUUGAGGCCAUCUGCGGGGCAUCUAUACUCAUAUAUAUGCAGCUUUUGCAAACGAAUAAUGCAUGCUAGUUAUAUAUAGUUAGCAUUUUAGGGUGAACAGGUUGGCGUCGGAAGGGAAAGUUGGGACAGGUGCCAACAUUUGAAAGG